This is a messenger RNA of Acipenser ruthenus (sterlet), 892 nucleotides long. RefSeq names its product interferon a3-like. Bases 163 to 735 code for a protein of 190 amino acids. Gene Ontology annotation, molecular function: cytokine receptor binding. The transcript is spliced from 5 exons. Gene Ontology annotation, biological process: defense response. NCBI's taxonomy places the organism in Eukaryota, Metazoa, Chordata, Actinopteri, Acipenseriformes, Acipenseridae. The record is from RefSeq and is a predicted model, not a curated record. Gene Ontology annotation, cellular component: extracellular region.
AGGACUUCAACGCUGAAAGAUAAGUUAUAUUUUGCUGCUUCACAUCAUUAUUGUAAGUCAUGCAUUGUCGAAUUGUACACAUAUUGUCAAUUUUACAAAGCAGAUAACAUACUUGUCACUGUUUUCACAGUAUAUACAGUGCACUAUAUACAUCGUUUCAAAAUGGAGCUGAGGAGCUUAUGGAAAUGCAUCUUUGUGAUGGUAGCCGUGAGCCAGAGUUUUUCUCUGGGGUGCAAGUGGAUUCAGCACCGGUACAAAGACGUGAGCCGGGACAGCCUGCAACUGGUAACACACAUGGGUAAAGAGGUUGUGAUAAACGAAGAACACGUGGAGAACAUCCCCUCCCCAGGUGGUGUUUACAUAACAAUCUCACAGGUGAGCAAUAUUUCGAUUAUAUGCGAAGUGCUUCAUCACAUCAGUAAGCUGUACAAUGGAAAUAUGGACUCUGUGGUGUGGGACCGAGAAAAGCUGGACAGGUUUCAAAGCAACCUCCAUACUCAGACUGCUCAUCUUAAACAAUGUAUGCAUAAGGAUGUGAUCCACAGCUCAGGAGAUCAUGGGAAAGAGAACCAGAGAAUUAUUCAUUAUUUUAAGAAACUGGAAAAUUAUUUGAAACGAAAGAAAAACAGUGCUCAUGCCUGGGAGAUUAUCAGAACACAAGUUUGGAAACAUUUGCAACGUCUUGACCUGAUCACAGCUUCCUUGAGGAGACCAAGGAACACUUCACACGUUUAAAAGCAGAGCCUUCCCUUUGUAAUAUUUAACAGCAGUUCUGUGCUACAUUUUAAAAUGCUAAAACAAUCCUAAUUUAUUAAAGGAGUUAAACAGUGUUCUUCGUAGUUAUAUAAAGUGGAUGCACUGUUAAUUAUUUUUCUUAGGCUGCUAUUUAUGA